AUGAAUGCAGGGGCUUAUUCGAAGUACGUUGAUGAUUAUGAUGAUGAGCCGAGGCUGGUGAUCUCGGACGAUGUUUCGAGCAGCUCCUCUUCCUGCUCACCUGGUGUAGAAGCUCAGAAUGACCUCUCUGAAUGUGAUGAGAAAAUUGUCGAGACAGAUGAACAGAAUGUUUUGCCAGGCGGCGAUACUAAAAACAUUGUCAGUGAGAGCGAAAAAACGAGAGAAGAGAUACCGCAGUUACCUCAAACCAGCCAGGCAAAAGAAAAUUCCAACGCUUUUUGUUGGCCAGCAUAUCUGAAAGAAACAGGAGGUUAUGCAGCACCGGAUAGCUGUUUUUAUCAGGAUCCUGCACCACCAGAGAACAAAUUCAAAGUGGGAAUGAAAAUUCAAGCUCCAGAUCCAAGAGGCACAAUGGAAGAAAAUUAUUGCCGCCAUUUGAUUUCGCGUCAGCAUCACCCCGGAAAGAACGGCUUCGAAGUGGGCAUGAAAUUCGAAGCGGUUGACCGAAAAAACUUCAACAGUCGCCUAUGCCCGGCCACGAUUAUUGAUGUCAAAGGAGACUUUAUAACAAUCGGAUAUGAUGGUUGGAGCGAAGCGUACGAUUCAAAAGAGCGCUAUGACAGUCGUCAGAUAUUCCCAAUUGGAUGGGCCGCAAAAUGUGGCCUGGAAAUACAGCCUCCACGCCGUAUUAAAGCAUAUCUGAAAGAAACAGGAGGUUAUGCAGCACCGGAUAGCUGUUUUUAUCAGGAUCCUGCACCACCAGAGAACAAAUUCAAAGUGGGAAUGAAAAUUCAAGCUCCAGAUCCAAGAGGCACAAUGGAAGAAAAUUAUUGCCGCCAUUUGAUUUCGCGUCAGCAUCAUCCCGGAAAAAACGGAUUCGAAGUGGGCAUGAAAUUCGAAGCGGUUGACCGAAAAAACUUCAACAGUCGCCUAUGUCCGGCCACGAUUAUUGAUGUCAAAGGUGACUUUAUAACAAUCGGAUAUGAUGGUUGGAGCGAAGCGUACGAUUCAAAAGAGCGCUAUGACAGUCGUCAGAUAUUCCCAAUUGGAUGGGCCGCAAAAUGUGGCCUGGAAAUACAGCCUCCACGCCGUAUUAAAGUAAAAUCGAAAAAAUCGAGGAAGUCAAAUUCAUUAAGUCGCUCGGCGCAUAAAGCUCAAGCUCAAAGUCGGAAGCGCAAACGAACUUCAUCACAUCAUCGCCGUGGCACCAUAAAAAUUCACAGGAAAAAUCACUUGCUUGAAGUCAUCGACGAGGAAAAGUUCCUCAAAGGUCGUUGA
Molecule: messenger RNA, 1278 nt
Organism: Gongylonema pulchrum
Lineage: Eukaryota; Metazoa; Nematoda; Chromadorea; Rhabditida; Gongylonematidae
Source: the annotation of a GenBank genome assembly